Molecule: messenger RNA, 6970 nt
Organism: Pimephales promelas (fathead minnow)
Lineage: Eukaryota; Metazoa; Chordata; Actinopteri; Cypriniformes; Leuciscidae
Gene: xkr4
Product: XK related 4
Biological process (GO): phosphatidylserine exposure on apoptotic cell surface; apoptotic process involved in development; engulfment of apoptotic cell
Cellular component (GO): plasma membrane
Source: RefSeq, a predicted model, not a curated record
AACCGCCACAACGGACGCUUCGUAGUGUUUAUUAGGAGCGUUUUACUUUUUAACGCGCCGCUUGCCUCCGCUCUAGACGGGUGUUUAAUUGUGGGUGGAAUUCGAAUCGAAACUGGACGUUUACAAAUGCCAUAGCAACCGUGCAGUCACAUCUUUAAUGUACCGUUGCCGUUGGCUUUAUUUUCUAUGCACGAAUGUGGAGUUAGCAAAAGGCUGUGCUGCGCUGCGAUAGCUGGAUAUUGAACACCAUGAUGUGCGCCUGAAGAAGAGUUGCAAAGCAAUGAUGUCAUAGUUUUAAGUAGGAGCCAUGGGAGAGCAUAUGGUUCGUACCCGCUACCGAAAGGAAGUGUUGCUUUGUUAUGAGCAGGCGGCGCUGUAGCUGGCGGAAGAGGAGGUCGCCCAGCCCAGUGUCUCUUCGCCUGGAAUAGAGAACUGAAGCCGAGGAGAAGACGUGAAAACGGUGGGAAGACAAAGCUGCUACAAUGGCCGCGAAAUCUGACGGGGUGCUAAAGAUGAAAAAGAGCGAUGUAGCAUUUACGCCUUUGCAGAAUUCGGAUCACUCGGGUUCGGUUCAAGGGCUCGCUCCGGGAUCGCAGCCCGAUUCUGGAACCGGAGAGGCGGACUUCGUGAACGGCGAGUCGCGCUGCUGUGGUGGCUCAAAUUCGACAUGUCUCCCCCUCAGCAGGGAGCAGCAGAAAUACACGGUCUGGGACUGCCUGUGGAUCCUCGCCGCAGUGACGGUGUAUUUCGCGGAUGUGGGCACUGAUGUUUGGCUUUCUGUCGACUAUUACCUCCGCCGCGACUACUGGUGGUUCGGGCUUACGCUGUUUUUUGUGGUGCUCGGCUCGUUCUCGGUGCAGGUCUUCAGUUUCCGAUGGUUCGUGCAUGAUUUCAGCACCGAGGAGAGUUCCGGCGGCGGCGCGGCGAGCUGCUCGCACAUGGACGGGAAGCUGCUCAGCAGCUCGGCUUCGCACGGAGACGUUGGAGCCCACCCGUCUACGCCUCAAAGACAGGCGUCCACGGCGAGCAAGAGCAACACCACAAGCAACAGCAUCAACAGCGCUACUGCAGCCCGGAAUAGUAAGACACGCUCAGCAUCCUGUUCCCUCUGUAUCUGGCUGUUGCAGUCCGUCAUUCACAUCUUACAGCUCGGACAAAUCUGGAGGUACUUCCACGCCAUCUACCUGGGCAUCAGGAGCAGACAGAGCGGAGAGAAUGACCGUUGGAGGUUUUACUGGAGGAUGGUGUACGAGUAUGCAGAUGUCAGCAUGCUCCACCUACUGGCCACGUUCUUGGAGAGCGCCCCUCAGCUGGUGCUCCAGCUGUGUAUCAUCAUACAGACUCACAAGCUCCAGGCUGUGCAAGGGAUGACAGCGGCUGCUUCUCUGGUGUCACUAGCCUGGGCUCUGGCCUCCUACCAGAAGGCCUUGCGUGAUUCCCGAGAUGACAAGAAGCCCGUCAGCUACCUUGCCGUCAUCAUUCAGUUCUGCUGGCACUUCUUUACCAUAGCCGCUCGCGUGGUGACCUUCGCUCUCUUCGCCUCUGUGUUUCAGCUCUACUUCGGCAUCUUCAUUGUGCUGCACUGGUGCAUUAUGACCUUCUGGAUCGUACACUGCGAGACCGAAUUCUGCAUCACCAAGUGGGAGGAGAUUGUCUUUGACAUGGUGGUGGGCAUCAUCUACAUCUUCAGCUGGUUUAAUGUGAAAGAGGGACGCACCCGCUUCCGCCUGUUCAUCUACUACUUCAUGAUCCUGUGUGAGAACACGGCCCUGAGCACGCUGUGGUACCUGUAUCGCUCACCACCCAGCACGGACGCCUUCGCUGUGCCCGCCCUGUGCGUCAUCUUCUCCAGCUUCUUCACCGGCAUCGUCUUCAUGCUCAUGUACUACACUUUCUUUCAUCCCAACGGGCCGCGUUUCGGCCGCUCGGCUAGCCUGGUCCAGCUGGAGGACCCCACUGCUACCUUUAUGCUGCCCCCUGAGGGUGCCACCAACUCCCUGCGCUCCAACCGCGGAGGCACACUGGCCAGGGACGCUGACCGCGAGGCCAAGUACAGCGAGCGGGACGGCUGCGUGCCUGUCUUUCAGGUGCGGCCCACCGCGCCCUCCACACCUUCCUCCCGAGCCCCGCGCCUUGAGGAGACGGUCAUCAAAAUAGACUUGUGCAGGAACCGCUAUCCUGCCUGGGAGAGGCAUGUGCUGGACAGGAGUAUACGUAAAGCCAUCCUGGCCAUCGACUCGUCUCCGACCCCGCCGCGCCUCCAGUAUAAAGACGACACGUUGGUUCAAGAGCGUCUGGAGUACGAGACCACCUUGUAGCCUGCGCUGUGGAAACACACAAACAUGAACACAUUACCGUCCACUUGAAUAAACAGCAGGACUGUGGCAAUAACGUUUCUAGCGUACAUAGCAUCUAGCCAUGAUGUUGAUUGUCAUGGACAAACCAAUAUAGGCACAACAUAUUUGUGGACGGAUGGAAUAAUCGAUCUUUUUAAAGGCCGUUCUCUCAUUGCAUUUUAUUUUUUAUUACUUCUGACUUGUCAGGGAAUAUCUGGGUUUCUAAAAUUCAUUGCACUGGCUGAUGUAGACCACUAACCCCUCUCUCCAUUCCAAGAGUUGAUAGUCCUCGGACCAAUGUCUAUAAACUGCGAGAGGACAUCCAGAACACUUCACACAGGUUGUCUCUUACGGUAACUGCAAAACAAAGGCCUUUCCCUUUGAAACCAAGCAUCCAGUGCAAUGAAACGGCCUGAAGAAACAGUGGUCCAAAUAUCAAAUUAAUGGUACACGCAUAAAAAAAUUGCUGAUCAGACUCGAGACGCCCUUGUUUAGGGUGCUGUAACCUAUAAGUAGUGUUUCAUCAGCAGCUCUGUACAGUACCAGUGCCAAACGCUUCACGACUUCACGCUGAACUGUGGCUUGACCACAAACUGUAUAUAUAAACAGGGCAGCAUUUCAACCAUCUACUUGAAUUCUAUACAAAGAAAAACGCUGAGAAAAGAAAGUAUGUGACCAUCACAAGAGUCCUAGCCACUUGGGAUGACAAAACAGGUAGAACACAUGCUCGUUUUCUUCUUUAGGAGAAGACAAUAAGCCAAGUGAACACUUCCUGGCAGCUCCCUUUGGCGAUCUGGCCUCAUUCGCCUCAACGCUGUCGGCUUACAAGGAUCCGUUUGGUUCACAGCAAAGUGGAGGGCACAGACCACCAAAUUCACAGUGUCUGCCAAACUGUAUUCAACAGAACCAGGGUGCACUUCAUCUUCUAGGUUAAAGAUACAGUGUUCUUCUAGGCCAACCUGGGUCAGGUUUUGGUGUGUCUAUGUUUUGUGUGCUGUAUCAAUACAGAAAAGCCAGUAAUAAACAAUAAACGGGGUCCUCAAUACCUCAAUUCAUCCGGAAAGCCGCCGAAGUGUGCUAUCCCAAACUCUGCAAGGCAAUCAAGACUUUCUCCAUGGGGCUCUUCAAUUGCCAACUCACGGUCUACUAAUCGAAGUGUCAGGGAAAGCUAGUCUGUGACAGAGCACAGACUAGCUAAUGUGCUCAGAAUGACACUCCGGGCCCAACCAUUCAACACAUCACAUCUGCCUAAAAGAGCACUGUAUCUUUAAAUCUGCCAAAAGCAUCCUUUUAUAUAUGAAAGUGUUGGAGUUUUAAACUUUCCGUUCAGUUGCAAGUGCUUCUCUGUGUCUUUAUGUCGAAUAUCCAAAGGCAUUUAUGGAGACGUGGAGGUGAGGGCAGAAAAGAAAAACAAGCACAAAACUUGUGACAGGAAGGAGUCUCAGCACAAUGAAGAAUUUAUUCGGUGGUUGUUACACUUACGUUGAGAGACAACUUGAAAUUUCACUACGACAGAAGCUAGAUGUGCCUGUUGUGGAUAGUUUGAGAUUUUGAAAAUGUUGGGGGAAAAAUGUUUUAUGUGUAACAUUUUAUAUACAUUUUCUUUUGUUUUUCUUUUGUUUUUUGGUGGAUUUCCAAGGUGCACAUUAUUUUGCUUAAUGCCAUUUAAGUGUGUUGAGAUGACUGAUAUAGGACAUUUAGAUUAGGUUUGCUUCAGUUGGUCAAAUAUGAACUGUAAUUUGGGUUUUAUUGUAACUUUGAAAAACACUUCUGAAGUGUUGUAACGUCCCACCAUCGGUGGCAAAUGAACUGAAAGCGUAGUUGUUUUAGCCCGCAGCGAUCUGCACGCUUGCAGAUGAAGAUCCUAAUUGUGUUGCAAAUUAAAAAAAAAGAAAGAAAAUAGAACAGGAAAAAAAAUUAGAUGAGAUCGAAUGAAUCUAUAACCAGUACCACAGUGAAACGUAGACCUGUAUAUUUUAGCUAUUUUGCAAUUUUCCUAACACAUCCUUUUUUCUUUUCUUUUUUUUUUUUCAAAUGUGUCUUAUACUUUUAUUUCUCUGUGUGAUGGAUAAUGAUGCUUGUCUCUUGGCAAAAAAAAUCUUAAUAGCCCUGUCCGCUGUAGUCAGAGCACACAAAAAACUUGUUAGCACACGUAUUUAGCAAUUUUCACAUUUAAAUUGCUCCACCACCUACACAAGAAAGAAAACGAGUGUUACAUUGCACACGUCUGUGAUAUUACGUAUCAAUGAUUUUUGAAAAUCAUUCCACUUUUUUUGUUUUCCCAUAAUACCAUGAUAUUUUUUGUUUCAGUGAUAGCUACCAUGCUGCAUAGCUACUGUGUUUUGGUUCAUUUGAUUAAGAGGAGCUUACUAACGGCAACACUGGCUUAAUGUUUGGUGAAAUUCAUCUUUAUCCAGCCAUUUUACAGGUGUGAGGCCUCGAUAAUUUUUUAAUGUUGAAAUAUUACAUGAAUUUAAAAUACUCAAUGCAAUGCAAUACGUUCAGCAUAAGGGGAAUGAAUCAAGGUCUUUACCUAAAAGGCUGUGUUGGGAUUGAAGUUUGGAGAAGCUGAAUUCACCAUUAUUAGCAAUGCUAAUGCUACCAAAGUCCUGAUGAAACGGAAGUAGCUGCUGAUUUUUCUUCUGUAUUAUUUGUGACACAAAUGUAAUGGAUUAGUAAAAAAGAAAAAAAAUUAGGACUUGGUCCUAUUGGUUGUUGACUGGAUUUUGCACUCAAAAUGGAAGCAGACGAACACAAGUCUAGCAGAGAAGUCUUUUGUAUCUACUAUCCAGUUAUGAAAUUUUGAUUAAAACUUAUAGUCGAAAUAAAAGUAAUAAAAAAGAAACCUAUAAAUGGAUUAAAUGCGUCACGUGACCAAACCGGAAAACAGGUCUUAUUGCAUCCGCUUGUCAGAGAAAGUGUUAACGGCCGUAAGAGAACUGACUACGAUAUCUGGAUUUUUAAGGUAAUCAGCUAACCUACUUAACGUUAGUUCACUUUAUAAUUGGUGUUUUAUUCCAUUUAAAUAUAUAAACGUUACUGUGAAGAAGGAAAAAAUAUAAAACGUUUAAAUAUCAAUCUGCACAUGUGAGGGACAUUGGUUAUGCUAAUCUUUGCUGGCAAGGAGUGUGAAUUUGGCCGAACAUCAAGAAGCUAUUCAUGCAGAUUACGCACACAUUUUAAAGAGGUUCAUACAUCCUAGUUUAACAUAGACUCCAUGUUGUACAUGACACAAGCUAAUCAUAAUGUUAUAGAAACUAUGUAUUUUUAUUUUGCACUUCCAGCUUUACGUUUUAUAUUUGUGUUUUAAAUUAUAAGUAAAUAUGAUUUCAUAGCUCACCAUUUCUUCACUCUGGAAACUUUAAUUCAUACCUGUAACCUACCUCAAAGCGGUAUUUUAAACAGACCACUCUCCAGCUCUGGUGGUUGAUAUGAUGGAAUUUAUUGCAAUGGAGUCCCAGUGUAUGAAGGAGUUGAAGGCUGUUCUGUUUAUUACCAGUACAUCAGUAGAGCUCCAGGACUUAUUUUACAAUUAUUCACAGCAGGAGAACAUUGAAUUCAUGCAAGCUGGUUCAGUUUUAUUUGCCUUAACCGACGCUCGCCUUUUUGUGGAUUCAUUACUCGUGACAUUUUCUGUCUGUUUCUUUUGGUUUAGUUUUAGUCAUGCAUACGAUGCUCCGGUUACUGUCGUGCUAGUAUAAUGACGUUGCAUUAUCGAUUAGUGUUCUUACUGUGCUUAUACUGCAAGCAAGGAGACACAAAAAGAAAGCAGACUGAGGCUUGAAAUAGCAUAUGCAGACAAACAAUCAAAACGUCGACCCAAAUUGUCACGGGUCACAGGCCGUACUGUUACACGAUUGUGAGCAUUUUUAAUUGUAAUAUCAGUUAGCGAAAACUGAAUGACUCGAAGAGCUGAAAUGAAGUGGCACUUGCAUUUUUUGAUUCAUUGAAGAAGCUUUCUUUUGUUGAAUAAACAAAUUGAUGAUCCUCCCUCACCUGUAGACAUAGAUGAUAGAUAAACUAGAAUACCAUAGAUGGAGGAAAAAAAUACAUUUAGAUAAAUGAUAAUCAGUGGUUAUUUAUAAAGCACGAUAUUAGUACAAGCACAGUAAUUGAAUGAACUCGGUGGUGUUCGGUUCAGCGUUCCUAUAUGAUGUACAGACUUUACUGGUAUCUCAGUUACAACGGAAGUUCCAUAGUGACUUGCAAAAGGCUAUUUAACUGUAAAUAAAUGUAUGCAAAUGUACAUGUGUAAAAGAACAUUCCUUUCUGAGUCCUGAUCGUAAAGGGUGUCUAUUGACUAGAGAUCGGCAGUUAUAUGACGUAAUACAGAUCAAAUAGUGUGGUGUAUGUGAUGUAUUAAAUGACAUAAAAAAGAGCAAAAAAAACAAACAAAAAAACGGCUUAUUAUUGGUCUCUUAAGUUGUAUCAUGUGAUGAAAGUCUGAAGUGCGUAAAAUGCAUCAAAUCUGUUAUCUGAUUUUAUUGUAAAUUGAAGAGUAAAACAAAAAACAAAACAAAAAGAACGUUACAUUUUUUGUACAUAUUGGAUUUUUGUAAAAUUUUUAUUUGAUUCUAAUGCAACACAAAGUACCAAAUUCAUUUAAUAAAGUACACUGUGGUCAUUUUAUUAGA